Molecule: messenger RNA, 2850 nt
Organism: Notolabrus celidotus (New Zealand spotty)
Lineage: Eukaryota; Metazoa; Chordata; Actinopteri; Labriformes; Labridae
Gene: plin3
Product: perilipin 3
Exons: 8
Coding region: 152-1435 (427 amino acids)
Biological process (GO): lipid storage; positive regulation of triglyceride storage
Cellular component (GO): lipid droplet; cytosol
Source: RefSeq, a predicted model, not a curated record
UCUCUCCGCCUCUUUACUCCCUCUGUGUAGCAGCUCAGCAGUCCGGUGGAAACAGGGCCUUGUUGUGGUCUGGACCGAUCAUUCCACUGCAGGUCACAGCAGGACACAGGAACCACAGGCAGUCAGUGAGAGAUUGAACCCAGCAGUCACAAUGGCAGACAGCGGGAAGACUAAUGAGACUGGAGCUGCAGCGGCAGAAGCAGCUAAUGGAGAUCAGCAGAAUGUUGUUUCCAGGGUAAGUAAUUUACCUCUGGUCAGCUCAGCCUGCGAGGCAGUUUCCAGCGCCUACAGUAGCACCAAAGACAGUGUGCCCUUGCCCUUGAAGGGGGUGAUGGAUGCAGCAGAGAGUGGGGUCCGAACCCUGGGAGCAGCUGCAACUACGGGGUCUAAGCCUCUUCUGGACAUCAUAGAACCACAGCUUGCUACAGUAAAUGAGUACGCCUUGAAAGGAUUGGAUAAGAUGCAGGAGAAGCUGCCUAUUCUCCAACAACCAGCCGACAAGGUGGUGUCGAACACAGUAGGUAUUAUGUACCAGUCGGUGGCAGGAGCCAAAGAUGCCAUGAUGGGGGCUGUGAUGGGCGGUGUCGAAAUGACCCGGGCAGCAGUCAGCGGAGGUUUGAUGACCGCCAUGGGCACCAGGAUGGGCCAGAUGGUCAGCAGUGGGAUGGGGCUGGCCCUGAGCCGAUCUGAGGAUUGGGUUGACCAGAACCUACCACUCACUGAGAGGGAGCUGGCUGCUGUGGCCGAACCUGCCACCAGUGAGGUGACUACAAUGUCAGCCAGCCCCAGCUACUUUGUCCGCCUUGGGAAACUCUCUGCCAAGGUCCAGGAGGGAGCGCUACAGCAGUCCCUGGUACGAGCAAGAAAUGCCAGAGAUGCCACCUAUGCUGCUGUGGCUCAGAUUACCAAUACCCUGGACCUGCUAGAGAGGGCCCGCACCGGUCUGGGUACCGCCAGUAACCAGAUCGAAGGAGCCUCAGAGCAGCUGCUGCAGCGCUGGACGGAGUGGAAACAGAAGCAGGCUGGAGCGGGACAGACUCUGUCGGAGCCAGAUGGGGCCAAAGAUGAGGCUGAGCAGCUGGAAUGGCGAGCUCUCUCCAUGGUGCGUGGUCUGAGUGACCAGCUGAUGUCAGCAUGCUCCAAUGUGGUGUCAAGUGCUCAGGGUCUGCCAGGGGCUGUCCAGGACCAGCUGACCAGUGCCAGACAAUCAGCUGAAGAACUGCGCUCCUCUCUGGGGAACACCAGCAGCAUCACACCCAUCCUGCUGGAGCAAAGCCGGCACCAGCUGACCCAAGUUCAAAAGUCUCUGGAUGGUGUUAUGGAGUAUCUACUAAACAACACACCGCUAAACUGGCUGGUGGGACCUUUUGCUCCUCAGAUCACUGAGAAGACCGAGAGAGAUCUGGUGAUGGAGCAGAGCGCACCACACAGUUAAAGACUUGAUUGUGUUUCUCCAUGAGUUAAUCAAGUGAUGACAGAAGACUAGUGUCCACUGGAGAUGGAUUGUUUUCUUACUUUCUCUUAACAUUUAUCUAAUCUUGUUUCCUCCAUGAUGCACUUAAUUUGAACCUUUUAGUUAAUUACACUACAAUUAUAAUGUUGAAGUUUAUUGACUUUAAUUUAGACUGAAAGUUUUGACUUUUUGCUGUGACACUUUUUUAUCCUAGAAAAGAUUUUUGCACUAGGAAGUUUAUUUGUGUGCAGUAUGUGAUCAUACUGAUGUUAAAAGAUUUCUAUAAGUGCAUAAUAGAUUUCAAAGCAUUCCAAAAACAAAGCCACAUUUGUUUUACGAAUCAACCCCAACACACACACACACACACACACACACACACACACACACACACACACACACACACACACACACACACACACACACACACACACACACACACACACACACACACACACACACACACAUCAUAGAGACCUGAGGUCCCCUGGUAAUAAUUAGAAACACACAAAUGUGCAUCUUAACCCUCCUGUUAUGUUGCGGGUCAAAUUGACCCAUUUUAAUGUUCAAAAAUCUGAAAAAAAAUGUUAAAAGUAUUUUUUUCGCUAGGAAACUUCUUCUGCUUGGUUUAAUUAGCGUAAAAAAAACAGAUAAAAUGAAUUGGCUUGCUCAAGGAUACUUUGGCAUUUUACUGCAGGAGCUGGGAUCAAAUAGAGACAAGCUAGCAGCCAUUGGGACAGUGAGGGACAAGUGGGUAGAACAACUUCCACUACUCUGCAGGCCCUAAUGUCACAGUGGAUGAAAGGCUAGUGGAAUUCAGAGGUUACUUCCAUUUUAGGCAAUAUAUGCCUUCCAAAACACAGCAUAAAAAUCUGGGCUGCAUGUGACAGAAGAGGUGUCUCAUGUUAAUUUAUCAACAUCACUUCAUGAAAAUGAAAAUAAAUAAAAAAUUGAAAUGAAAUAAACAAUAAGUUAUGCAAAACUAUUGUAUUUAUAUUCAUGCCUUUCUAAUUUACAUUAAAAAAAAAGCUUUAACAUGAAUUUUCAUUAAAAACGAAUGAGAUAUCCUCAUUGAACCAUGAUCUGUGAGAAUUAAAGAACACCAUGGCACUAAAUAUUGAUUUAAAUGGUUAGUAAUGGAGUUGAUAAUGAGAUUUAAAAAAAUGUUUAUUAGGAUAUUUUGGGGUUCUGACACUUUUGGAUCAUUUAAUAUGCUCUGGGUUGAGUUGACCCAGGAACAUUAUUUCUGUUCUCAAGAAACGAACAGGAGGGUUAAAUGAGAUUAUGCGUUGUUUUCAAAUUUCACAUUUCAAUAUCAGUAUUUUGAGGGUUUUAUUGAAGCAGCUGUUAAACUGAAAAUAGAUGAAAAGAUGACAUUUCAAUAAAAUUUUAACACCCAA